This is a messenger RNA of Oxyura jamaicensis (ruddy duck), 519 nucleotides long. It is a transcript of the gene RPL31, whose product is annotated as ribosomal protein L31. The record is from RefSeq and is a predicted model, not a curated record. NCBI's taxonomy places the organism in Eukaryota, Metazoa, Chordata, Aves, Anseriformes, Anatidae. Gene Ontology annotation, biological process: cytoplasmic translation. Gene Ontology annotation, molecular function: structural constituent of ribosome. The transcript is spliced from 5 exons. The coding region runs from base 101 to 478 and encodes 125 amino acids. Gene Ontology annotation, cellular component: ribosome; cytosolic large ribosomal subunit.
GCCUGCGCAGUGAGCGCCUGCCGCCACCCGGAAGUGCCCGUGUCUCCCAGGCUGCUCCGCGCCUUCCUUUCCGGCCCGCGCCCGGGCAGGCGUUGCUGAAAUGGCUCCUGCGAAGAAAGGUGGCGAGAAGAAGAAGGGACGGUCUGCCAUCAACGAGGUGGUAACCAGGGAGUACACCAUCAACAUUCACAAGCGGAUCCAUGGAGUGGGUUUCAAGAAGCGAGCGCCGCGUGCUCUCAAGGAAAUCCGCAAAUUUGCAAUGAAAGAAAUGGGUACUCCUGACGUUCGCAUCGACACCAGGUUGAAUAAGGCAGUCUGGGCUAAAGGAAUAAGAAACGUUCCUUACCGCAUCCGUGUGCGUUUGUCCAGAAAACGCAACGAGGAUGAAGAUUCCCCAAACAAGCUGUACACACUGGUUACCUACGUACCAGUCACAACAUUCAAAGGCCUACAGACAGUCAACGUGGAUGAAAAUUAAACUCAUUUUAGUUACAAUAAAAUGAUAAAAAGAAAGUUUAA